AUGGAGCGCACCGAGCUCAAUACCCCCGGCGCCUUUCGGGGUGUUGCUGCAGUGGAUCAACAGACUGGUCGCAACUACGGGGUUGCGGGAGUUAUCUAUCAUCCUGAGGGUAACCCUCGGGGCUUUGCUCGUGCGCCCAUGGAGCCUCUGAGUCGUGAAGGUCGUCAAUAUCUCAAACGGUUUGCUGAUGAUGACGGUGAUCACCGUGUAACCACGUGGCCACCUCGUGACGAGGAUGGAGAUGAUCUCGCAUUGUAUGAAGGACGUUAUGAAAAGGUCAGGGCCUCGAAGCCAAAACCGAUGCCCAAGUCUCCGAACAACAAGUUAUUCAAGAAAUAG
Molecule: messenger RNA, 339 nt
Organism: Fusarium graminearum PH-1
Lineage: Eukaryota; Fungi; Ascomycota; Sordariomycetes; Hypocreales; Nectriaceae
Exons: 1
Coding region: 1-339 (112 amino acids)
Source: RefSeq, a predicted model, not a curated record